Molecule: messenger RNA, 1133 nt
Organism: Pseudovirgaria hyperparasitica
Lineage: Eukaryota; Fungi; Ascomycota; Dothideomycetes; Acrospermales; Acrospermaceae
Product: protein phosphatase 2C
Exons: 5
Coding region: 151-1050 (299 amino acids)
Biological process (GO): protein dephosphorylation
Molecular function (GO): cation binding; protein serine/threonine phosphatase activity
Source: RefSeq, a predicted model, not a curated record
GGCGAGCACUAAGUCUCGCCGCGGCCCAAAUUUGACCCCGCGACGCGUUUUGCGAGAUGCCUUCUACCACGCAGUGUUUUGAAAGCUGACUCUUUGAGAUAGCACUCCCAAGAUGGCACGGACGAUCGCUUCGCAUAUGGCGUUUCUUCGAUGCAAGGAUGGCGUAUUAGCAUGGAGGAUGCGCACGCUACCAUUCUUGACUUGAAGCCCGAAGAUGGAGACGGGAAGCCGAUGGACGGGGCAAAGCGACUAAGUUUCUUUGGCGUGUAUGACGGACAUGGUGGUGACAAAGUUGCAAUAUACACUGGGAAGAACCUCCAUAAAAUCAUCGCGAGGCAAGAGUCGUUCAAAAAGGGCGAUAUUGAGCAGGCCCUGAAGGAUGGAUUUUUAGCUACGGACAGAGCGAUUCUGAGUGAUCCGAAGUAUGAAGAGGAAGUAUCGGGUUGCACAAGCUCCGUCGGCAUCAUUUCUGAUGACCAGAUUUUCGGAAACGCAGGCGACUCAAGGACCGUCCUAGGCAUCAAGGGGAGGGCAAAACCCCUAUCCUUCGACCACAAGCCCCAAAACGAAGGAGAAAAGGCCCGUAUUCAGGCUGCCGGUGGCUUCGUUGACUUCGGCCGCGUAAAUGGCAAUCUCGCACUUUCGCGCGCUAUUGGAGACUUCGAAUUUAAGAAGAGCGCAGACUUGCCUCCAGAGCAGCAAAUAGUCACAGCAUUCCCUGAUGUAACCAUUCACGACAUAUCCGAUGACGAUGAGUUUCUUGUUGUUGCGUGUGACGGUAUCUGGGAUUGUCAGUCUUCCCAGGCCGUCAUCGAGUUCGUGCGACGGGGGAUUGUUGCUAGACAAGCUCUAUCCGCGAUCUGUGAGAACAUGAUGGAUAAUUGUUUGGCAUCAAACAGCGACACUGGGGGAGUUGGAUGCGACAACAUGACCAUGAUUGUAGUAGCCUUAUUGAAAGGAAAAACACUCGAGGAAUGGUACAAGGAAGUUGCAGACCGAGUCUCAAAGGGUGAUGGGCCAUGUGCACCUCCAGAGUACGGCAAGUCUUAAGCUUUCUUUCUGCCUGAGCAACUAUAAUGACGCGGUCAAAUUUAGCCGAAUUCCGGGGACCGGGGAUUCACCAUCGCUUUGAC